CCUGAUAUAUGGGCCUUUCCUUGUAAAAGCUUUACACUCAGGAAUUCAAGGGGUGACUUGGAUGCUUUCUGUCUUCAUAUUCUAAUCAUAUCUGGCCUUAGAAUUUUCAUUUAUCAGCUAUGGACUUCUUGCGUUAACAUGCUUUUCCUCACCGGAAACCGUCGGAUUCUACAACAGGGAGUUGAUUUCAAGCAGAUUGACAAAGAAGGGACUGGUAGGCCCUUUCUUUUCUUCUUUUUAAUUUCUUCUCACGAUUUGGAUAAUUUCAUAAUUCUUCAAGCUCUGAUGGCUUCGGUUGCAUAUUAUGUCUUCCCAUUCCUUUCCCUUCUUCCCCUCUGGGACCCAAGAAGCUUUAUUGCUGCAACUCUCCUCCACGUGGUAGUUUCAGAGCCCCUGUACUAUUGGGUGCACAGGUGUUUCCACGGGGAUUAUCUCUUCACCCAUUACCACUCCCUCCACCAUUCGUCACCAGUACCCCAGCCCCUAACUGCUGGAAGUGCAACAUUUUUGGAGCACCUUAUUUUAACGGCUGUGAUUGGGUUGCCUGUGCUUGGGAGCUGUACGAUUGGAUAUGGAUCUAUAAGCAUGAUCUAUGGCUAUGUUCUGGUUUUUGAUUUCUUGAGGUGUUUAGGGCAUUCCAACGUAGAGAUUGUUCCUCGUCAGUUGUUUGAGAAGCUUCCCUUCCUCAAAUACCUUUUAUAUACCCCAACAUACCACAGCCUACACCACGAAGAUAUGUGCACUAAUUAUUGCCUCUUCAUGCCCCUAUUCGACGCAUUGGGCGACACCCUCAACACAAAAUCAUGGGAACCACAUAAGAGGACAAGUUCAAAUGCAGAAUUA
Thlaspi arvense is the source of this 843-nucleotide messenger RNA. The record is from the annotation of a GenBank genome assembly. Lineage: Eukaryota; Viridiplantae; Streptophyta; Magnoliopsida; Brassicales; Brassicaceae.